GACCCUUCCCCGCCUCCCCAGGCCAUGGAGAGCAAGCUGCUGAUCGGAGGGAGGAACAUCAUGGACCACACGAACGAGCAACAGAAGACACUGGAGCUGAAAAGGCAGGAGAUAGCCGAGCAGAAGCGCCGGGAGCGGGAGAUGCAGCAGGAGAUGCUGCUGCGGGACGAGGAGACCAUGGAGCUGCGGGAGACCUUCACGUCCCUGCAGCAGGAAGUGGAGAUCAAGACCAAGAAGCUGAAGAAGCUGUACGCCAAGCUGCAGGCUGUGAAGGCCGAGAUCCAGGACCAGCAUGACGAGUACAUCCGGGUGCGGCAGGACCUGGAGGAAGCCCAAAACGAACAGACACGGGAACUUAAACUCAAAUACUUGAUCAUCGAGAACUUCAUCCCUCCGGAGGAGAAGAACAAGAUCAUGAACCGCCUGUACUACGACUGUGAGGAGGACCAGUGGAAGUUCCAGCCGCUUGUGGCCGUUUGGGGAGGGGGCAGCGCCCCCUAG
Messenger RNA from Pelodiscus sinensis (Chinese soft-shelled turtle), 501 nucleotides. The record is from RefSeq and is a predicted model, not a curated record. NCBI's taxonomy places the organism in Eukaryota, Metazoa, Chordata, Testudines, Trionychidae.